CGCUACACUUGUUCCAGAACCUUCGCUUCAGACUUCAGAGAGAGAGCGAAAGCGAGAGAGAGGAAGAGAAGUUUCUUUGAUUUAUAUAGGAAUCGGAUUGGACAGCGGUUGGGCCUGGAUCACUGCGAAAGAAGAGCCUGAAGCUUUGGGCUGGGCUUCCCUCCAACAGCCAAAUUGUAGUAGAUCCGCUCAUACACAACUGGAUUUGGAGCAGUUAGUUAUCAUCUUCUCUCUCUCUCUCUCUCUCUCUCUCUCUCUCUCUCUAGGGUUUUUGGCAGUAAAAUAGUUAUGUUUGAAGCACAAAACCCAGUUUUGCCUGUCUUUGUGUUAUAGUCAUCUGUAACCCUGCCUCAUACCAACUCUCUCUCUCUCUCUCUGGCAGCUUUUCCGUAUGCUGCGUUUUGCGGUGUCCGUUGUGGAAGUGUAUACUGGCAAUGAUAUGGAGAUUGAGUUGGAAAUCAUUACACUCCGCUUCUCGUCGAACCAUGAAAACACCGUCUUUCGCGUCAAUUGACUACAACCUUUCAUCACCAAUUGGAUGUGCUAUUAUUAACAAGCUUCAAACUUUCUGUACCGCAACACACUCUCAACAAAUCCAUUAUAGUUACAGAACAACCAUACUCACACCUCAAUUAGUUCAAUCCACUCUUCACAACUGCCCUUCUGACUUGAUUGCUCUCAGCUUCUUCUUCUGGUGUGCUCGCCAACCUGAUUAUUUCCACAAUCGAGCUGCGUUCGAUCACAUGGCUGAUGUAGUCAAUCGGCUCCUCCAACGAUUGCCUACAGUGAAUCGUAUUAUUAAUCAAUUAGAGGGAAUUGGAUGUGUCACAAAGCCACAAACUUUCUUGCUUUUGCUGAGAAUUUUUUGGCACGGAGGAAUGUAUAAUUUGGCCUUUGAGGCUUUUGAGGGGAUGAUAAGUUAUGGUUACACCCCAAAUACUUAUGCACGUAAUAUUUUUAUGGAUGUGUUGUUCAAGGUUGGACGCUCUGAUGUCGCCCUUCAAUUGCUGAAGGAGACUGAGGACCUGAAUUUCUUGACAUUUAGCAUUGCGAUUUGUAACUUAUGCAAGCUCAAUGAUUUGAUAAAUAUCAGGGAUGUGCUCAGGAAAAUGUUGAGGAAGGGGUAUUAUCUCAAUGCAGGUAACUGUUCAAUGGUGAUGAACUGUUUUUGCAAAGUGGGUAGGUUGGCAGAGGCAUUGCAACUGUUGGCUCUGAUGAUUUGUCAGGGUAAUACUAUCUCUGUGACUGUUUGGAGUAUUCUGAUUGAUGGGUUUUGCAAAUCUGGUGAACUUGUUAUGGCGGGUUAUUUACUUGAGAAAAUGGUUGAGUUUGGGUGUUCACCAAAUGUGGUAACGUGCACCUCUUUAAUCAAAGGUUUUUUGGAAUUGAAAAUGCCAAACAACGCAUUACGAAUCCUUAGUACCAUGGAAUCGAAGGGAUGUCCUGCUGACUUGGUUCUUUGUAACGUGUUAAUAGAUUGUCUAUCUAAGACCGGGAGGUACGAUGAUGCACUUGAUGUGUUCUUUAGUUUUCCAAAACGAGAACUUGUGCCUGACUCUUAUACACUUUGUUCUGUAAUGUCAGCCGUUUGUAAGUCCAGACAAUUUGACCUUCUACCCAUACUGAUCGAUGGAAUUGCCAUACAAACUGACCUUGUGGUCUGUAACUACCUUCUGAGUUAUUUUUGCAGAGCUGGUCAUCCAGCUGGUGCUGUUGAGCUUUAUAAUGACAUGAUAGAUAGGGGUUUUGAACCUGAUGGAUACAGUUACGCUGGAUUACUAAGCGGACUAUGUGGAACGGGAAGGAUUGGUGAUGCACUCAAUGUGUACCGUGCAAUUGUCAGCAACCAGUAUUGUCUUGACCCUCACAUUCAUACCAUUAUCCUAGAUGGGCUGAUAAGAUCUGGUAAGUUUCUCGGAGCUAUCAGGUUGUUCAGGGAAGCUGUUGCAGAGAAAUACCCUCUUGAUGUUUUUUCAUAUACAGUUGCAAUUCAUGGACUUAUCAGAGGUGGUAGAAUUGGAGAGGUUUGUAGUUUGUACAGCCAAAUGAAGGAUGUGGGUGUAACUCCAAAUGCAUAUACAUACAAAAUAAUGCUCUCUGGUUUCUGUAGGGAAAAAGACAUAAAUAUGGUUCGACAAAUCCUACAAGAAAUGACUGACUCAGGUAUUAAACUGGACUAUAAAGCAUUUUAUCAGGUAAAGAAUCUCCUCCUGAAAUCUUGGCGCUCUUGUUCGGCGCUCUAUUUAUUUGUUGAGAUGUGCAAUUCAGAGUUGGUGCUUGAUAAGGCUAUGGGGGCGCUCUUACUUAAAGGACUUGCUCUUCGUGUGAAUGUAAGUGGUAAUUUGGGUGAUAAUAAAGAAGUUGACACAUCUGGCUCCGAUGAGAUUUCUGAUGUAGCUGCUUCAGUGGGUUGAGAUGUAGAGGUGGAAGGAACUGACUCCAUCUAAGCAGAUGGUGUAGGUCCUAUUCUGCGAAGCUUGUAAGGUGAUCGAUGAUAUUGGCUCGAUCAGGCUUUUUCAAGAUGGAUGCUACUUCUUGCUACAAGUUUGCCUACGCUCGUUGAGGAUGCUCACCCCCUGCAAGUACUACCUGGAUGGACGACUGGUGAACAAUGGGCCUUAUACGGAGGAAUAUAACAGCUGGCUCCCAGUUUUUUCAGAAAGUUUCCCAAGAAAUGUUACCUCGACGUGUUGAAGACUCAAAAAAAGCAUGCCAGUAGAACAUAUUUUUACUCCUCCAAAGUGGAUCGGAGUCUGUGAAUCCUUUCAGUCAAACAGUUGCUGAUGUUUGACUUUUUGGAAAUGGCUGAAGAGACAAAAAUGCUAGGGUCACCGAAAAUGUACAACGGCGUGUGGGGUCCAUUAUUUGUGUGGGACCAGAAAAUGAGCCCCACAUGCGGUACCCCUAAAAUUUGGUACCUAUACUCGGACUCCUGAAGGAACGAUGAAGCAGACAUUUCUGGUCAAAACAGUUGACGUCAAAAUGGUCAAUUUUACUGUUGUUCCUACUGUAUUGUGCUUAUGAUUGUUAGUUGUACUGUACUGUACCUCAUGCAUUCCUCUACCAAACGGUAAAAUGGCAAAGAAUACUAAUGAGACAAAGGUGAAAUUGGCUUUUUCUUUCUUUCUUGCUAUUCCAUAUUAUUUUGUAUUGAAGGAAGACUAAAAGAUUGCUAGUGUGAGUGUGAAAACUGACAGUUGCAGAACUGGUUGAACUGGUAGUUGGGGGAUGUCUAAUUGUUACAACGCAACCUCUGGGGGAGUUAAGCAGCUGAGGAGUUGGCUGGUGACCAUUAGGUGAAUACCUACUGUUCAAAAAGUCAUUGGCAAAUGUGCUUGCUAGUCCUUGAUGAAGAACUUCAACGAUCUCUUCUAAAAAUCCAGAGAGAGAGAGAGAGAGAGAGAGAGAGUCCUGUGGCUGUGUAGAUGGUAGUCAUUGUUAAGUUAUUAUUGGUGGGAGGAUGAAUAAUGGGUAUGCAUCCCCAUCAUCAUCUCCUCCCACACCUCCAUCUCCUCUUCCAGUAAGUGUAGGUCCAAACCACCAGAGGUAUUUCUUCUCUUCAUCUCCAUCUCCCUCCCCUCCCUUCUCUCCACCUCCUUCCAGCCAUACAUCUGCCGAGAACAUACCACUUCUAAUUACAAAUGACGACAAGUCCACCCCACGUCUAGCGACUUCAGCAUUCUCAUUGGAUCGUCCGGCCACUGCUGAUGAUUUGGAUUCCAAAAGUUCAUGCCUCAAAGACUUGUUGGAAUGGCUGGUAUUAAGAUGCUGCCACUGCUCCUCUCAGUCGCCUUGAUUUGAUAAUCCCAUCCCAUCUACAUCCACCACUCCAGUAUAUAAACACCCAAAACUACUCCAAAUUCGUCAAUUUUCACACGUUGACUUUUGUUUUGGCCGGGCAAUUUUUUUUCUUUUUCAAACUCAUCGAUGGAGGUUUUGCUGACACUUUAUAGGACAGGGGAUCAAAUGAUAAGGUGUUAAGGAUUUAUAGAUCUUGUAUUGGUAAUUGAGUGUAACUUAUACAACAAUUCAAUCGUACGGAAGUUAAUUUUCUUUUA
Molecule: messenger RNA, 4058 nt
Organism: Rhododendron vialii
Lineage: Eukaryota; Viridiplantae; Streptophyta; Magnoliopsida; Ericales; Ericaceae
Product: putative pentatricopeptide repeat-containing protein At1g16830
Exons: 4
Coding region: 435-2414 (659 amino acids)
Molecular function (GO): protein binding
Source: RefSeq, a predicted model, not a curated record